GAAAUUUUGUCAUUAUUAGUAAAAAUUUUCGUAACAUGGAAUUGGAAGAGCAGUUGGAUGAGGACUUUUUGUUUUAUUUAAAUUUUACCAAUACAUUCUUAAGAAGAAUUCAAAAUGAAGAACUAUCAAAAAGAGCAAAGGUUUGGCUGCAAAAAUUAAUCGGCGAACCAUGCGAAGGCGUACAGAAAAAGAGAUGCAGAAAUAUAUAUUUAUCCAACCUUUUGGUUGGAAUGCAAAAUGGGCUUCUAGAAAAACCGUUUAUGGCACCCGCAAGAGAUACGGAUAUAUUAAACGCCCAUGAAGUGUUUGGACCUAUUCCGGAUACUGUUGAAUUACCGUCUUGGUUGAACGAUACAGAAUUAGACACCACAAAAAUUCAUUUUUCUGAAGGCAAAGGAAAACGAGGAAGAACUUAUGUAGCAACUCGGACAUUACCUAAUGGACAAGGAGCAUUCGCGUACGUAGGAAUUUCUCUUACAAAUGAAGAACCAAUGUGGUUAGGAGCAGGUGAAAGUUCAUUUGAUCAGAGAAUGGAGAAAAAUUUGUAGAGAUGGUACCUCCUAUAACCGAAAUGGAGAAGAUCCUAUCUAGACGAAAAGAUCCUAAAUAUAGGGAAAAAGUAUUACAGUUUUACGACGCUCUAAUGCAACACAUUGCUGAUGAAUUAGAUGGCAAAGAAGUAGCCGAUAAUGAAACCAUUGAAGGACUUAUAGCACAACUAAUACACGAUUUGACUGAUAAAAAUAUGUAUGAUGAGUAUGAGCAAAUGGAAGAGGGUGAAAGAAGAAUUGAACUUCUAUUAGUUUUGUUUGACAGAGUUAAAAUUAGGAGAGAUAAGGUAGCCAAAAGGGAAGAAAUAUUAGAUGAAAUCGAAGAAAAACUUGUGCCUCCGAAAUCUUUCUUCGAUAUAUCGGAACCAGCAGUAGAAGACAAAUAUAAACUACCAGCAGCUAUGUGGGAACAAGUAAUCGACAAAGCUCCAGCUAGAAAAAUAAUGGAACUUUUACUUCAAGCUUAUCCGUUAGCUGUUGUUAAGAAAUAUGUUAAUUACUUGGGAGAUUACAAAGAACAAAUAGCUCAACGAAUGCAACGAAGACAUGAAAAUGUUGUCAGUCAAAUGAAGAAGGAAUUGAGAAAAGAGGGUGAGAAGAUGAAGCUGACGGCAGAGGAAGCUGAGAGAGCUUGUGAUAACGCCAUGGCAGUAUUAGCGGCAGUUAAAGAACAAUAUUUAAGGAAAUUAACUGAAGAAAGGAGACAAGAGAAAGAAGGAAAGGAAGAUUUACCAGAACAUUCUCAGUUAUACGAGAAAAUGAAAGAGGCUAUGUAUGACACCCAAAAGAAAGUUGAGGAAGAAGCGUUACGUGGUAAAUUCUUAGCAUCUCAAAUUAAUUCUUUAAAUGAACAAACUGAGCACAUCAUGAAUGUCAGCGUUGAUAUUAUCAAAAGGACCGAAGAAAAGAAUAUUAGAAUAUUAAGAAAUAUCAAAAAAUUGAAGGCGGCUAUCACAAAAUAUGAAAUGAUCAUUCAGGAAAUAAAAAAUAGAACUAAACAAACCGCAACUGGUACAACCUUUACUGUGCAAAUUUAAACGAAGAUUUUGUUUAAAAACUGCGAUAUAUUUAAAUGAGUUUUACACAAUUUUUUGUCUUGUAAAAAUUUUAAAUAAAAUUACUUA
Messenger RNA from Diabrotica balteata, 1675 nucleotides. Lineage: Eukaryota; Metazoa; Arthropoda; Insecta; Coleoptera; Chrysomelidae. The record is from the annotation of a GenBank genome assembly.